AUGCAUAUAAUACCGUCGUUUGUCCUUUGGACAUUCCACCUGUGCUCUCGGUGGAUCCACGGCUUUGCUGAUUUAUUACCUCACAACUCGGCAACUGAUACAGUCGGCAGCUUUACCGUUCAAACGGGAUUAUUGCACCCGGGAGGUAUGAAAUACUACCAGAUAGCCACUUGGGUCUGCAUCCCAUUGUUGACAUGUCACGGUGUCGAUGCAACAACCAAUUCGGCGGACAGAGGCCCGGAACUACAGUUUGAUGAGGACUCUAGCUUUUCUAAGACCUGGCAGGUACUUGGGCCCUUCGAGAUAGGAACUAGGGAAUCGUCUUGGGGUGCCGACCCACUGGAGGCAUAUGGUGGCUUUCAGGCUCUGAAAUAUGACCCAAAGGCCAGCUUUGACAGCUCCCUGGCACUUAAUGGCCUUGCAAAUUGGUCCAUAGCUUCAACAUAUGUCAACCAAACUGCUGAUCCAAAGGAGACUGUACUCCAUAUCAAUUUACCCCCAGAUAACUUGACAUCUCUCCAAGAAGUCUACGGGUGGGAUGCAAAGCAGUACCAAGCCUGGGCACGUGGAAAUCUGACCGUUUCAAAACCUGACUCCGUCGUCGCUUUGUAUACGGAUAGGAUCUGGGAAUACCGAAUUGACAACAAGUCGUACUUUGGUGGAGAUUUCUUUGGUUUCCGCAGAGCCCCACUUCUUCUGGACUUGACCCCUGGAGAACACACAAUUGACCUUCGUGUAGUCCGUGAUGUCAGGGCUCUUGGGGCCGUUGGCGAACCGUAUAUCAAUAUUACGCUUAUUGCACAAGAGUUGCCUAAAACCCUUGCAGUGGACAAAAAGAGUAUUCUCGUGGCGGAUGUUGUUGAAAAUCGGUUGAUUAGCCCAUAUGCUUCCGUUACCCUUCACAAUACAAUGGGAAACUCUGUUGAUGUGAUUGGCAUCAAGGAAAUUGACACCCCGGCCUCCGGCUUUUCUUUGAAUCUUUUAAACAACUCUGUGAAGCUAGAGGGGACACAAUCCCGCGCAGUUGGAUUCACAAUCGAGGCAAACAAUAAAACCAAUGUUCCAUCCUCAGUGUCUUUGUCCUUCGAAUAUAAGUUGCCUGGAAACUCCAGCGUUCAGGAGACGGAACCCGUGACCAUCACUUUUACACGACGGAAACUGUCAGAAGUCCAACAAAACACUUUUAUACACCCAGGAGGAGUGGUAUCUUAUGCCACUAUGCGGCCUCCAACAUCCUCCUUAUGCAAUCUAGGGAAUGGGACAAAACUCCCAGUAUUGCUAGGUCUCCACGGAGCAGGACAGGCCGCAAGUGAUGAGAUAAUCCGGACUAUGUUCGAUGGGAUAUCUGAUAUCUGCGCAUGGACUUUAUUCCCCAGCGGCGUAACUCCCUGGAGUGGAGAUGAUUGGCAUACCUGGGGAUUUGCCGACUUACAAAACUCAGUUCAAGCACUUAACGACUAUGUUGAUCACAGUGGUUGGACCGGAGCUGGGGUCAUUGACGGAGAUUGGAUAAUAGCUGGACACUCAAACGGCGGCCAGGGAACUUGGUAUACCAUCUCCCAUUAUCCCGAUAAAAUCAUUGCUGCUGCGCCUGUUGCCGGCUACACCUCGAUUGAGAAUUAUGUUCCAUACUCCAUGUGGCAUAACGCGGACUCUCUGUUGGCAUCUAUGUUUUAUCGAGCGCGUCAGGACUUUAAGCAUGAGCUUCUAGUUGAUAACUUCGCGGGAAUUCCCGUAUAUCAACAGCAUGGUGCCUCUGACGAUAAUGUGGUUGUAUACCAUUCUCGUCUGAUGCAUAGAUUGUUGCAAGAGAGUGGUUCACCCUCGAAGUAUCAUGAAGUUCCAGGUAAAAACCACUGGUACACUGGGAUCAUGACUUCCGACUUCCUCAAGGACUUUUAUUAUACAUAUGUCAAGCUCCCAAAUGCCACCGACCUUCUUCCCCCGAAAUUCUCGGUCAUUCUCUCGCCUGCGGGUAAUAUGGGCUCUAGAGGGGGUAUAUUUAUUGAUCAAUCACAUACUCCUGAUAAGGUUGGUUCCAUUGAUGUUGAGCGAGACCCGACAAACGGUGGACUCUGGAAGCUCAAGACACGAAAUAUCCGCCGUUUCCAUCUGGAGACCAGUGCAAUUAGAUCACAGGUUCCAUUAAAUAUUCAACUUGAUGGCUCCACUCAGUUCCCGGUCACUCCUAGCAACUCUACCACAACAUGGUACACGCAGGAUGAUGCUGGGAAGUGGACUUCUGGAGAUGGUUCAUGGCGUACCAUUUCACAGAAAUAUGGUAGACAGGCUGGUGUGAAUGCAAUCCUCCGCACACGAGCACCGUUUACCGUAAUUGCUACUACCAAUGAAACUCGGGAUCUUGCCCUGCAAACCUGCCGGAAUUUGUUCCAGUACCUGUCGGCUGAUUGUGUCAUCUCGUCCGUCGCACCCACUCGCAAUGCAACUAAUGCAGCAGGCAACGACGUCACCAUAUUGCUCGGUGCUUCGACAAAUGGGAAUGCAGACAGUAAUUCUGCUAUAUCUAUUUCGACAGAGUCGUUGGCCAUCAAGACCUCCCAGGGCACAACAAGUUACCCCUUCGAGACAGGCCUCGGUGCCAUCUUCAUACGACCCCUGGAAGACGAGCGUCUAGAACUGGUUAUUUGGGGAUACGAUAUGGCUGGCCUCCAACAGGCUGCUCGUUUGGUCCCUGUCCUUACCGGAGUUGGCCAGCCUGACUUCGUGGUCGUCAACAAGGGGACUCCAUUGAAGGGACAAGGUUCUCUCUAUGCCGCUGGCUUCUUCGAUUCUGAGUGGAGGGUAUCUGCGGCAUCCUAUGUCUCCUGA
Molecule: messenger RNA, 2829 nt
Organism: Nannizzia gypsea CBS 118893
Lineage: Eukaryota; Fungi; Ascomycota; Eurotiomycetes; Onygenales; Arthrodermataceae
Exons: 6
Coding region: 1-2829 (942 amino acids)
Biological process (GO): proteolysis
Molecular function (GO): serine-type peptidase activity
Source: RefSeq, a predicted model, not a curated record